AUGAACAAUUUGAUGAAAUACAAACGAUGCCAUACUCCAAAUUUCACUCCUCAUUACUACAAUCUUGACCUUCCGGUCAGUGCAACUCAAGAAGAUGUUGAGCAAGCACAUCACCGUCUUCUCGAAUUACUUCAUCCAGAAAAUUUACGAGAUCCAGAGCAAAGUAGUAGUGCGGAAACUGCCAUUCAGCUUAUCAACGAGGCUUAUGAGGUAUUGAGGGACGAUGAGAAACGGUUUUAUCAUCUAAUGGUUUGUGAAAAGACGUUUGGUUGCCGUUUCAAAUCCGAUUAUCAUCCGAGAUUUGGAGUUGAUUUUUGGGACAGGCAGUGGGCAAAGAAACAUCUCGAAAUUGAUAGCUUCGCGCCUAAACCGUGGCCAUGGGAUUAUGACACUUUAUCAACUGAAAUAAUGUGCCCUACUAGAAAGAAUGACGGUUUCCAAUUUUGCACCGCGACCUGGGUAAAUGUGGCUCAUAUCCUUGUGGACAACCUGCUACCUUACUCUGUAAGCGAUAAUAUAUGGCGUCGUGUUGAAACCUGGAGAAGUGGGAAUCCUAGUAAUGAAACGAUUAAGGACGUAUGUCUUGACUUUCAACGGGGUUGCGACAAUUUUAAGGUUCUGGUAGAAAAGAGAGAAGCGUACAUACCAUGGUCACAAAUUCCAGCCAAUACUGAUUGGCCAACUUUGGGCAAGCGAUGUUCACUCUUCUGUGUCGAUAUUUUGACUGUACCUUUCAGCAUCUUCUGCACCAUCCUUGUCCUCUUGACUUGGGUUAGCCUCCAAACUGUCAAGAAGCGUGAAAGAAGGCGACGACGGCGAGUCUUUCGGCCUCCAUCGGCAAGAUCCGGUCGUGCGUCGACUUAUCGAACAAUAGAUGGUGAUAUGUUACAAUCACAAAAUCAGUCUCACACUAGAGUCCCGAGACAACAAAGUUCCUUUUAUCCUUCAGAAAGAGACUAUUACGCAGAUGAAGAAGCCACACCACUAUACAGUCUAGGAAAUUCGCGAAAGUAUCCUGUAAAGGAAGUCUCAGAUCGAUAUACAAAUCCUUCAGACAAAUCAGCAUCAGCAGAGUACCCCAGUGCGAGAACAAGACAGAGCCGAGCUACAAAUUCUGCUACUACCAAUCUGACAACCAAUCCACAGCCAGCACGACACAAGAUUCUAAAAACACCCCAGCCUCGUUCCCAAAGUCCAAGUCCAAGUCCAAACCCAUCUACUUCCACAACCCCCUCAACUCAAUCCUCUUCAACACAAUCCUCCGACACCAAAGCGCAGCGACCAUCCUCCCCCGCCAACGCCUCCCAAUUUUUCUCCCUCAACGCCUCCGAAAAACACUACUACUAUCCCAAUAACGAUCUUCCUCUACGCGAACGACGCAAUACCUCUACGUCCUUCCCACCCACCCGUCAGCGAUACGUGCAUUACGAAGACGAUAAAAACUGGGCAGAUGAUAAACGCACACCACGUCUCUGCAUGGCUUUAACAGCAACUGGAAAACAGUGUUCAAGAAGAGUUUCACUGGUGACGCCGCUGAGUGGGAGUGUGGUGGAGGCGUUGGUUAGUCCGCUUUGUUUUCAACAUCGGCAUGUAAGGAAAUGGGUCAGGGGAGCUCAUGGGAGAGAUUCGCCUGUAGAGGAGAGUUUAUCUUCGGCGGUGGAAGGGGAUGAGUUGCCGGAGGAGGAGAGCAAGAGGCGAUUGGUUCGGUUCUUCGAUGAAGAUGAGGAUGACGAGUAUCAAUCUAAGUCAUCAGCAUGA
Botrytis byssoidea is the source of this 1758-nucleotide messenger RNA. RefSeq lists its product as uncharacterized. The record is from RefSeq and is a predicted model, not a curated record. NCBI's taxonomy places the organism in Eukaryota, Fungi, Ascomycota, Leotiomycetes, Helotiales, Sclerotiniaceae. The transcript has a single exon. Bases 1 to 1758 code for a protein of 585 amino acids.